UCUAGCAAAUUGCUUUUUUUCGCUCUUUAUUAGUUUCGAUGGCUCGUUAUCGUAGAUAAUGCGUAGACCGUGGAAAUGUUCAUUUUCAAAAUGCUUGAUUUUCGGAAUAGCCUUGGUAACACUUCUCAACACUUUUGUGCUAUUUUCGUGCCGAUUUUCGGAUUCAGCAUGUCCCUUCUCAAACAAAUAUCAAGGACAAACCAGCCACCUACCUAUACCUAGUAAUGAGUAUAUAACAGACAAAAAGAGUGAAAAAACCCUCAAUGAUCAACCAUUACUAUUACAGGAUAAGAAUGGGGAGACAAAAGCACCCAUUGAAAGUAAACAACUUAAAAAUGAUGGGGAUCAGAAUAAUAAAGAAAAUAAACAAGUUGAACUAGGUACUCAUAAAGAAAUGAUAGAUAGGGCAAACUACAAGAUGGAGGAAUCUGCUGUCAAUUUUAACUCUAAAGACUAUAUUAUUGCUGGAGAAAAACGGAAUGAUGAUGCUUUCCUUAUUAUUGGCGUACCAACCAUACAUCGAACAAGAGCCUCCUACUUAACACUAACAUUAAAAGAUCUAGUAAAUGGUCUGGAUGAAUCGGAGAAGGAGGAGGUCAUUAUUGUCGUCUUAGCAGCUGACCUCGAUCCAAAUUCUGUUUUGAGCGUUUCCGAUCAAAUUAGCAAGGAUUUUCCCAGGGAGUUACAAACGGGAUUGAUUCGCGUCAUCAAGGCACCAACUUCUUUUUAUCCAAAACUURACAAGCUACCUCGUCUCUGGGGAGACAAGCCCGAAAGAAUACGCUGGCGAUCAAAGCAGUCUCUAGACUAUUCAUUCCUCAUGAAUUAUUGUAAAGAAUUGGGUCAAUACUACCUACAAAUAGAAGACGAUGUAACGACAAGUAAAGGCUACCUCAAAAAAAUCAAAGACUUCAUAAAAAAGCAUCAGGAGCGAAGGUGGUCGAUAUUAGAGUUUGGGGCGCGAGGAUUCAUUGGUAUGCUGUACCGCACUUCUGAUUUGGGUCACUUGUCGGCUUUUGUUAAGAUGUACUACUGGGUAUACCCCGUCGAUCUUCUGUUCCGUCAAUACAACGACUUCAACCUCAAUGGAAAUCCCCAGUGGCCAAGGCACAGACCACCACUCUUCCGCCAUAUUGGCACUUUCUCCUCCCUCGAUGGACAAGUGCGCAAGCUUGAAGACAUUAAAGUUGGUCGUCGUAUUUAUAAUGAUAACAAUAAUCCCGAUGCUGACGUCACUACCUCGAUACGUGAUCACGUGCGCGGAUAUAAAAUCAUGUCUGCGUAUGAUACUUAUCGUCAUGGUAUGUUCUGGGGAAAGAAUAUCAAAAAGGGAGACUACGUUCUCAUUGAAUUCCACAGACCUGUGCGGGUGAAACAAAUGAUUGUGGAGUCGGGAGGGGCUCGUGCUCCCGAGGAUUACUUUGGCGCUGCAAAAGUACUUUACAGUACGCAAAAUGGCGCAGGGGAGUGUAAAGAAUUUAUCCUUUGGAAGGAGUUUCAUGAGAUGCCGCAACUAAAGGUUCAUAGUAAAGAACCUGAAGGAACUCUUUGUCAGUGCUUGAAAAUUGAAGUAACAGGUUUACGAAGAGAUGAGGUGGGGAAACCCCGGUGGUUAGCUAUACGAGAGAUCGCUGUUUGGUCGGAAACUGUAAAAGAUGAAUGAAAAACAUUGCAUUGCUAGCUGCCCAAUAUAUGAAAAUAACUUCAAAGUAAUAUUUUAUAAAAUACAUAAGAAAUUAUUAUUUUUAAAUUCGCGCUCUCGUAUGUACGUAAAUGUUUACAUUUCAACUCUUAAUCUGUUUAAAUUAAAAAAUAUAUAUAUUGUC
This is a messenger RNA of Actinia tenebrosa (Australian red waratah sea anemone), 1826 nucleotides long. Its product is annotated as alpha-1,6-mannosyl-glycoprotein 4-beta-N-acetylglucosaminyltransferase. Gene Ontology annotation, molecular function: acetylglucosaminyltransferase activity. NCBI's taxonomy places the organism in Eukaryota, Metazoa, Cnidaria, Anthozoa, Actiniaria, Actiniidae. Gene Ontology annotation, biological process: protein N-linked glycosylation. The record is from RefSeq and is a predicted model, not a curated record.